GUUGAGUCCAGCGUGUAGAAAGCCGGGACAUGGCGGUGUCAGUAGGUCCCAAAAGCGGUACCUUGAGUAUUGGUAACCCGGGACUGUGUGGCCAAACGGAAAAUAUGGGUGAAAAGGCACCACCGGCCGUGUAUAAGCGUUAUAUCUGCUCCUUUCCAGAUUGCAGUGCCUCCUACAACAAGAACUGGAAGCUGCAGGCUCAUCUCUGCAAGCAUACCGGGGAGAGACCUUUCCCCUGCACAUUUGAAGGAUGCAGUAAAGGCUUUGUGACUUUGUUUCACCUGACCCGUCAUUCUAUGACCCAUACUGGGGAGAAGCCUUGCAAAUGUAAUGCUCCAGAUUGUGACUUGUCAUUUACCACAAUGACCAACAUGAGGAAACAUUAUCAACGGGCUCAUCUUUCUCCAAGCCUUAUUUAUGAGUGUUACUUUGCAGAUUGUGGGAAAACCUUCAAGAAACACAAUCAACUAAAAAUUCAUCAGUACAUCCAUACCAACCAGCAGCCAUACAAAUGUAAUCAUGAAGGAUGUGACAAAAGCUUUUUCUCACCUUCUAGACUUAAACGCCAUGAAAAAGUUCAUGCAGGAUAUCCAUGCCAAAAGGAUAGCACUUGCUCAUUUGUGGGAAAAACCUGGACAGAGUACAUGAAACAUUUGGCAGCUAACCAUUCAGUUUGCUGUACAGAGCCAGCCAUCUGCGAUGUAUGUAAUCGCAAGUUUAGGAAAAAAACUCACCUGAAGGACCAUAAGAGAACCCAUGAAGAGGAGAGGGCGGUAUACAAAUGCCCCAGGGAUGGAUGUGAUCGAACGUAUACCAAAAAGUUUGGUCUCCAGAGUCAUAUCCUUUCCUUCCAUGAGGAUUCGCGUCCAUUUGCCUGUGGGCAUCCUGGAUGUGGCAAGACCUUUGCAAUGAAGCAAAGUCUUGAUAGACAUGCAAAUACCCAUGACCCAGAGAAGAAAAAGAUGAAGAAGCCACGUCCAAAGAAAAGUCUUGCAUCUCGCCUCUCUGGAUACAACCCAAAGAAAUCGUCUAAAACACCAAAGUCUGUAUCGGGAAAACUGCCUCUCUAUGGUCCUCCAGAUACUGCUACAGCAAUGCAGAAUCUCAGCAUUAAAUAACAUGGUAGCACCUGUUACCAUAAAGCAGUUUAUAUUUUAUGUUAAAAUUUACCUCAAGAGAAGUAAUCCAUUUUUAUGGGAGUUUUUGCUGUGAGGGUUUCUAAUGGUUUCAGUUCCUGAGUCAGGAUAUUUAUUUUCUUUUAUCUGUUUCAUUUAUAUGAAUGUACUGCUCCUACCUGUAAGGUACUAUACAAGUUUAAUGUCUUUGCAAUGAUUAAAGGAGGAAAAGCAGUU
This is a messenger RNA of Rana temporaria (common frog), 1352 nucleotides long. It is a transcript of the gene GTF3A, whose product is annotated as general transcription factor IIIA. Bases 30 to 1118 code for a protein of 362 amino acids. The record is from RefSeq and is a predicted model, not a curated record. The transcript is spliced from 9 exons. NCBI's taxonomy places the organism in Eukaryota, Metazoa, Chordata, Amphibia, Anura, Ranidae. Gene Ontology annotation, cellular component: nucleus.